GGACAGCCGAGACCGAGUGAAAGUCACUUUCACACGUCUCCGGGUGUCCCCCGCACGCUCGCUCGCGGAACCGACUGGCGCGACGGCGGUUCAGUAGCCAACGGACAGCGAUCAUGCCAACAAGCUGCUUCCCGACAUGCCGUCUCUGAACCGAUUGAUUUUGCUGGCGCUCGCGUCGGUAGCGUUGGUCGUCUCCGUAGUCGGCGCGACAUUAACGCCCAGAGCACCGAACUUUCAAUACUUCGAAAGACCUAAGUAUAGAUAUCCAUAUUAUGAUGAACAUGGCCGCGGCCGGCUCUUGUACGGUUACGGUGGACCGGACUUGUAUCAAUACAAGUCCUACUCGCCGUUGGAGGGCAUUCAUUGACAACUGCAUUGAAGUAACUUACCAUCACCGCGCCGUCACCGUCUCAGCCAUCACCAUGGCACCGUGAUGGCGGUCUUUUCAUUUCACCCGCCGUUCAGACGUGUCCCAGUAGUUUUCGGUGUUUUAACAUUAAGCGUGUAAUUUUUGUAAACAUACAAAUACACAAUAUCAUUAGACAAAGAAUAGUAUUUUUUUAAAUUAAAUUAAAAAAAAACAAAUUAAAAAAAAUCCUUUUAAAUUUAAUUUAAUAAUAAUGAUAAUAAUAAUAAUAAUGUUGGAUUAUAUAAAAUUAGAAUAUAACUAAGAGAAAUCCUCUGAUGAGGCUCGCUGGUGGUUCGAAUGUUACCAAAAACUGACAGCAGACGCGUUUGCAUUCUUUUACGAGUUUAGUGUAAAUGUUGAAAAAAUCGAUGAAGGUCUUUUAAAAAAAAAAAAAUACAAAGGCCAAUAUCGAUUCUGGAAAUUCGUAAACGAAUAGCCUAAUAGAAAAAAUAACGGUCUGCCGUCCGGUUGUAUCUUAAUAAGUAGAAUCGUAUAUUAUGUUAAAUUUUAAGCAAAAUAAAUAAAACGACGAUAAUCGUAAAUUAUUGGUUUUUGUUUUUGUUUUCGUUUUUUUUUUUUUAUCUAUAUUAUAAUAUACUCUCCCUAUAUAUUCUAAUAAUAAAUAUAAAUACCUAUGCGUAUGAAUAAUUUUAAAACUUAAAUAUACAUAUUAUCUCUUAACGCGUACAUAUUAUAUUAAUAUAUUAUAUACACGCGGUGUAUAUAUUUCGAUACUAUUAAAAUGUCGAUCAAUUAGCUUAAGAGGUAUUGUAAGAGGUCAUUUUUAAUACCUAUAUAAUAUACUAUGUUAGUAGUAAAUAAAAUAUGUAUAAUUAAUUCACCGAGAGACGUCUAAACGGCUUCGAAAUCAAAAACACCGCCACAACGCAAACCAACACACAGUCAUACACAUACCCACACUACACACAUUUACAAUAAUAAUAUUAUUAUUGUCCUGAAAAUGAUCAUAAAAAUAAUAUGAAAUAUGUAAUAUUAUGUAUAUGAGGUAAAAUGUCAAUUGUUAAUUUUAUUAAAAUAAAAAAAAAUUGUUUUUUAUUUUAUUUUUCUGUUUUCUUGAAAUAAGAAAAAAAUAAUUAAACGUUGUUAACCCAUCAAUUUAUUCUAUAUGAAUAGUUGCAUUGCGUGUUAUUAUUGUAAUUAUUUUAAGAAAAAAAAAUGUUUGUGUAAAAAUAUAUAAAUAUAUAAUAUACAAUUUGUUGCAGUUUACAAAAUAAAAAUGAUGUUUACUGAUUA
Messenger RNA from Rhopalosiphum padi (bird cherry-oat aphid), 1663 nucleotides. RefSeq lists its product as uncharacterized. The record is from RefSeq and is a predicted model, not a curated record. Lineage: Eukaryota; Metazoa; Arthropoda; Insecta; Hemiptera; Aphididae. Bases 137 to 367 code for a protein of 76 amino acids. The transcript has 3 exons.